GUAUACUUUACUAAGUUUGGAUUAAUCAGUGACAACAACGUCUCUUGUAUAAUUACAGCGAAAUGAAGAUAUUCAUCAUGUUUCAUGGAAUACCUGCCUCUGGAGUGAUGGGAGGGGCACCUGUCAACAAACCAGAGCUGUAUGAGGAAGUGAAGUUGUACAAAAAUGCCAGAGAAAGGGAAAAAUAUGACAACAUGGCAGAGUUAUUUGCUGUGGUGAAGACACUCCAGGCCCUGGAAAAAGCCUACAUUAAGGACUGUGUGACUCCCAAUGAAUACACAGGAGCUUGCUCAAGAUUGCUGGUCCAGUAUAAAGCUGCUUUCAAACAGGUCCAAGGAUCAGAUGUGGGCUCCAUCGAUGACUUUUGCCGUAAAUACAGGCUUGACUGUCCGCUGGCCAUGGAGAGGAUCAAAGAGGAUCGACCAAUCACCAUCAAAGAUGACAAGGGCAAUCUGAAUCGCUGCAUUGCAGACAUAGUAUCUCUCUUUAUCACAGUGAUGGACAAACUUCGACUCGAAAUUCGUGCCAUGGAUGAGAUCCAGCCUGACCUGCGAGAGCUCAUGGAGACCAUGAACAGGAUGAGCAACAUGCCCCCAGAUUCAGAGGCCAAAGACAAAGUCAGCCUCUGGUUAACCACACUAAGCAGCAUGUCUGCAUCCGAUGAGCUGGAUGACUCCCAGGUUCGCCAGAUGCUGUUUGACCUGGAGUCUGCCUACAAUGCAUUUAAUCGUUUCUUACACUCUUCUUAGACACCCCUUCCCUCUCAGAUCUCUUUGAACUCCUUGUCACCAGCUUCCUCUCUUUUAUCAAACUUCUGUUUCUUUUUUUGCCCAUGUCUCUUAAGCUGUAGGUUCUUGAGAUUUCCAUGUAGAGACUCCAAACAGAGUACUGUUUACUCAGGCUGAUCAUGUCAUUCAGUAAUGUUAUUAGCUUUAUAUUAUUUACUGAUUUGUUCUCUUUGAAAAGUAGUCAUUUUUUAUAUUAAGAAAUGUGACGUGGAAAUUUCUGUAUUUUUUUUUUCCUUCCCACUAUAUAUAUGAAAGUGUUCUCUUGCUCCUGAUCUUUAGGCUGGUUAUAGCGGAUAUAUUAAACCAUCGAAGAUGCAUUAAGAACAUAGUGGAAAAACAUCUAAAAUAUUUUGAGUAUAUUCUAGGUAAGAGAUGCUGGCCUAUGUUAAUACAUAUGAUAAACAGAUGGUUUAAAGAUGGUUUAAAAAAUCUCUUAAUAUCAUAUUAAAAACAAGGGUUGGCACAAAGUUGUCAGCUAUGAAUGAAAAUGUAAACUGAUACAAUCCCUUUCCCAUGUUUCUCCUUGUUUAAGUAGAUUAUUUUCCUGUUUUUUUUUUUUGUUUUUUUCUUCAAAUGAGACCACUUUAUUACUUUAAGUCAUUUACAGUACUCCAGAAUUCGUUCAUUGGUAAACUUUCUUUUAUAUAUAUAUAUAAGCUUGAUUCUUAACUUGUGUUCACUCUCCUCUGAUUGGUUUAUCUCACUUCAUUAUGUAAUAAGUCGUAUUUAUUCAGUGUCCAUUGUAAAUAAAAUAGUUUUGAAAUAAACUAAAU
Messenger RNA from Myxocyprinus asiaticus (Chinese sucker), 1561 nucleotides. Its product is annotated as vacuolar protein sorting-associated protein 28 homolog. Lineage: Eukaryota; Metazoa; Chordata; Actinopteri; Cypriniformes; Catostomidae. Gene Ontology annotation, biological process: protein transport to vacuole involved in ubiquitin-dependent protein catabolic process via the multivesicular body sorting pathway. The transcript is spliced from 10 exons. The record is from RefSeq and is a predicted model, not a curated record. Gene Ontology annotation, molecular function: protein-containing complex binding. Gene Ontology annotation, cellular component: ESCRT I complex. Bases 63 to 749 code for a protein of 228 amino acids.